CGUCAGAACAACACCCAGAAGAGUAUUAAGUAGCUGAUAGUCAGUUAGAUGGCCCAUAAACCAGGAACCAAUGAUGGCUGGCACGGGGUUAUCUCUAAUGAUGGACCUUUCCCUCCCGUCGCAGGACGCUACCAUCUCUACAUUGGACUCUUCUGCCCCUUUGCUCACCGGCCCAAUCUGGUGCGUCAUGUUUGUGUCCUGACCGAUAUUAUCUCCUUGUCAGUGGUCAGGCCAUACCCCAACAUCACAGGGGAAGGAUUACGAUUCCCAAAGACCAACGAUGAAUAUCCCGGCGCAACGGUCGACGAUCUCUAUGGCAGCGAGUUUCUGCGCGAGAUCUACCUCAAAGCCGAUAAGGACUACAAAGGACCGUACUCCGUCCCUGUGCUCUGGGACAAGGAGACGGAAACAAUCGUGAGCAACGACUCGGCCGAGAUGCUCCGCUGGCUACCCAAUGCAUUUGACAGCAUUCUGCCGGUAGUUCACAAAAGGGUACAUCUAUACCCCGACACUCUGCGAUCGCAAAUUGAUGAGAUCACCGCCUGGAUGCAACCAGAUCUCAACGCUGGCGUCUACAAGGCGGGAGGCGCGGCCACUCAGGCGGACUACGACAAGGCGGUCCCAGCCGUCUUUCGAGCGCUCAACCGGCUCGAGCGACUCAUCCAUGACAAUGGUGGGCCGUUCAUCUUGGGUAAACACAUCAGCGAGGUCGAUCUGAGGGCGUACACGACCAUCAUCCGGUUCGAUCCCAUCUAUGUCCAGCACUGCAAGUGCAACCUGGGAACAAUCCGGCACAAUUAUCCGACCAUCAACAACUGGCUGAAGAAUUUAUACUAUAACGUGGAAGGAUUCAGGGAAUCGACUAGUUUCAAGCAUAUCAAGGAAAGCUAUCCAAAGAAUCAAGCGGACAUCAAUCCAAAGGGUAUCGUUCCCAUGGGACCUAUACCUGAUAUCGAGUCUGGUGUGGAUCACAACUGGGGUCUGGUCAGAGUUGGGUCUAUUUAUGUGUAGGCUGCUGUCUGUCACCUAUUUUUGCCCAGUAAUGCAGAGAUGGAACGAGACGAGACUGAGACUCUUUGUACUAAAUACUCUGUAUGAGCCAAGUCGUUAUCCUGAGAGAUUCGUUACUAUUGAGGUGGCCUCUCUUACAUCUGAGUAUCCUUGUCCUUUUCGCGCAGGAGCAGCUCCUGUCAAGCCAGCUCAUCGUCAUACGGUCAGCUUUAUAGUGGCCUUAGCGCCCC
This is a messenger RNA of Aspergillus novofumigatus IBT 16806, 1241 nucleotides long. Its product is annotated as putative cell wall organization protein/glutathione transferase (Gto3). The transcript has 3 exons. The coding region runs from base 49 to 1011 and encodes 320 amino acids. NCBI's taxonomy places the organism in Eukaryota, Fungi, Ascomycota, Eurotiomycetes, Eurotiales, Aspergillaceae. Gene Ontology annotation, molecular function: glutathione transferase activity. The record is from RefSeq and is a predicted model, not a curated record. Gene Ontology annotation, cellular component: cytoplasm.